AAUAAUUCAAUCUCCAUUUUAUGAAGCUCUUUAAAUAAGCAUUUGGAAAGAAAGAAUAAGAUAAUAACCAAGAAAAAUUAAAAUAAUCUAAUGGUACUUUUACUAUUGAUGAAUAAUUUAUGACCCCAGAAUUUUUAUAUAAGCCUUCAUAAGAUGGAUCAAAAAAAUUAUCAAAACAAUUCUUUCUUUCUUUAUCUACUAUUGAAAAUACUUUUAAUUUGUAAUAAGUUAAAUCGCAUUCUUUAAUUGAAGAAUUAGUUGCUAUGUAUUAAGAAUGCGUUUAAAUUUAUGAUGGAUUAAUGGAUCCUAUAAAAUAUUAUUUCGUUGAUAAAAUAAAGAAUAUCUUGAAUUAGACAGAUAAAUUUUAAGGAAGAAAUCAUUCAGCUUCCUAACAUGUCUAAUCUGUAUCUACAAAUAAUUUUUAAAUGACAAUUCAAAAUGAUUAAAAACCUUUUUUCAAGGAUUUCGAAGAUUUUGCAGAUAAGGCUGAAAAAUUAACUGAAUUUGUUACACCAAGAGAUGAAGAAACUUUUUAUAAGAAUAAUUUUAAUAAACAUGACGAAAUAAAAAAAAAAAUUGACAUUUAAUAAUAGAUUAUAUAAUAAUAAUAGUAAGAAUUAUAAGCAAUGAAAAGAGAUAAUAAUAGUACAAGUAGUUAUUUAUCGAAAUCUCUCAAUUAAACACCAACUGUAGCAUAAUAAAUAAAUUCAAAAUAGUCAGAAAAUAAAUAUCAAAUUUAAUCAUAAUUAGAAAAUUAAGAAUUAUCUAUUUAAGCUAGAUUAUAAUUACGUUAAAAAAAUUAAAAAGUAAAAAAAGAACAAUGA
Molecule: messenger RNA, 824 nt
Organism: Paramecium sonneborni
Lineage: Eukaryota; Ciliophora; Oligohymenophorea; Peniculida; Parameciidae
Source: the annotation of a GenBank genome assembly